UGAUAACCAACAAUGAUGGCAACUUCAUUUACACUCCCGAGUCUCACCAUUGAAAACCAGAGAAUCCCCAUUAAUUUUCUCCCAACCUACAGAAAAAGAUUCAAUUCAAAGCUUUGCAAUGUCUCCAAACCAAUCAAACUUGAAACUUCUGUCAAAACAUUUAGUAAAACCCAUCAAGACACAUCCAUAUCCAAUACAGGUGACAUUUCCAGUAAUGGGUUUGCUGAAAAUCUUGAUAGACUUUCUUUGAUUAGUACAAUAGGUGAAUGUAGUAAAAACAGAAAUCUUGUUCAUGGUAAACAAUGUCAUGGUUUGGUACUCAAACUUGGGUUUGAUCAAGAUAAGUUUGUAGCAACAACUUUAGUUAAUUUGUAUUCGAAAUGUGGUGAUCUUGAGAGUGCUUGUAAACUGUUUGAUAAAUCAUCUGAGUGGGAUAUUGUAUCAUGGAACAGUUUCAUCUCUGGUUAUUCAAGUAAUGGGAUGUAUAAUGAAGCUUUGAAUUAUUGUAUGCAAGUUUUUACUUUGGAUAUUGAACCUAACCAUUAUACUUUUUCUAUUGGAUUAAGUAUUUGUGCAAGUGUUCGAGCAGUUGAAGAAGGAAGACAGCUUCAUGCUUAUAUUGUAAAGAUGGAGUAUUUUGCGUACCCGGCUGUUGGCAAUUCGCUUUUAACAAUGUAUAGUAAGUUUGGAAUGAUGGAUGAAGUUGAGAUUUUGUUUAAGGAACUCCCUGAGAAAAACUUGAUUUCCUGGACUGCAAUUAUAACGGGAUUUUACCGACAGAGGUGUUUUGCGAAGGCACUGAGGCAGUUCUGCCAUAUGAGAGAGAGUGGAGAAGAUCCAAAUGAACACACUUUUGUAGUAGUCAUGGCAUCUUGUGGUUGUAUGUUCGUUCCUAUGUAUGGUAGGAUGAUUCAUGCGCAAGCAAUUAAAUUUGGUAUGGCUUCUGGUGUUUUUGUUGGGACUGCAAUCUUAGAUAUGUAUUCAGAAACUAAGCAAAUGGAUGAUGCAAGGAAGCAGUUUGAAGAGAUGGGAGUUUUAGCAUCUGAUGUAUCAUGGAAUGCGUUAGUAGCUGCAUAUGUUCGUAAUGGCAAGAUGGCGGAAGCGCUGGAAGCUUUUGAUAGAAUGCUAGGAAACGGUGUUUCUUGUGAUCAGUUCACUUAUUCAAACGUUCUUAAAGUAUGUUCUUCCAUACCAUCUCUUUCAAGUGGCCAACAGAUACAUGCUCACCUGAUUAAAUUCAAUUGUGAAUCGAACAUGCAUGUAGGAAGCUCUCUAAUAGAAAUGUAUGCAAAGUGCGGUAAUUUGGCAGAUGCAGAAUAUGUUUUUCAUUCCAUGCCAACUCGAGAUAUGAUCUCAUGGAAUUCGAUCAUCAAAGCUUAUUCACAGAAUGGGUACCCGAAGAAAGCUAUUAUGCAUUUCAGAAAGAUGACUGAAGAAGAAGGAAUCAAGCCAACUAGUAUUACAUUUGUUGCUGUUCUGUCUGCUUGUAGCCAUUCAGGAUUAGUUGAUGAAGGACUGGACCUUUUCGCGUCCAUGAUCCGAGAUUAUGAGAUUAUUCCAGAAGAAACACAUUUUAGCUGUAUGGUGGAUUUAUUAGGUCGAGCUGGCCGACUUGAGGAAGCCAAAGAUUUUGCUAGUAAUCUUCCGUUCAAACCCAAAGCUUCAAUUUGGAGACCAUUACUUGCUGCUUGCCGCUCCCACAGAAACUUAAAGAUGGCAGAAUUCGUUGCAGAACGGAUAACGAAGCUGGAACCAGGCGACCCCACAGUUCACAUUACUCUGUCAAACAUGUAUGCUGAAUCAGGCAGAUGGGGAGAUGUUGAUAAAAUCCGGAAGAUAUUGAAACUCAGUGAAUUGAAGAAAGAACCAGGUUGUAGCUGGAUAGAAGUCAGCAACAGGAUGCACAGAUUCUACUCAAGAGACAUGAAGCAUACUGAGAUGCCGAAAGUAUAUGGCAAGUUAAAUGAUUUAGUGAAGCAGAUCAAAGACCUGGGAUACACUCCUGACACAAGUGUGGUGCUUCAUCAAGGUGUUGGAGUUUCAAAAGAAGAGCAGGUUUUGUAUCACAGUGAAAAACUUGCGGUUUGCUUUGGGCUUCUGAACUUGCCGACUGGAAAACCAAUUCGGGUUUUCAAGAACCUUCGAGUCUGCCAAGAUUGUCAUUCUGCUAUGAAGUUUAUUUCAGAGAUCAGCAAGAGAGAUAUUGUAUUAAGAGAUAAUUAUAGGUUCCAUCACUUCAACCAAGGUUCUUGCUCCUGCGGAGAUUACUGGUAAUUUACCAGUGGUACUUUGUCAAUUACUGGUGAUUAUAAAUAACUUUGUCCAGGACUGAGACUCUGAAAUUGUAAGCAUGUUGACAUGUACAAUUACCGGAACCUGUAUAAGUGGGACCCGCUAUAAUGUACUCCCUCCAUUCCAGGAAAAGUGAUAUUUUCAGUUUUUCA
Molecule: messenger RNA, 2444 nt
Organism: Papaver somniferum (opium poppy)
Lineage: Eukaryota; Viridiplantae; Streptophyta; Magnoliopsida; Ranunculales; Papaveraceae
Product: putative pentatricopeptide repeat-containing protein At5g52630
Exons: 1
Coding region: 13-2274 (753 amino acids)
Biological process (GO): RNA modification
Molecular function (GO): RNA binding; zinc ion binding; protein binding
Source: RefSeq, a predicted model, not a curated record